Molecule: messenger RNA, 6357 nt
Organism: Sorex araneus (European shrew)
Lineage: Eukaryota; Metazoa; Chordata; Mammalia; Eulipotyphla; Soricidae
Gene: USP33
Product: ubiquitin specific peptidase 33
Exons: 24
Coding region: 276-3005 (909 amino acids)
Biological process (GO): protein deubiquitination
Molecular function (GO): zinc ion binding; cysteine-type deubiquitinase activity
Source: RefSeq, a predicted model, not a curated record
GCGGCGGCCCGGGACACACCGGAAGGAGCCGGGGCUGCUGCGGGAAGUGGCCGGUGUGGGAGGCGGGGACCUUGCGGCGCUGUGGAUCAGCUCUUUCGGCUCUUCGGGUGGCGGCGCCCCGGCUUUCCACGGGCCUGGGGGGCAAGAGCGGGGCAGCUGGCUGGGAGCACGGCCUCUGGCCAUCCCUGGGCGCGCUGGCGGAGCCCGUGGCGACGGCGCUGGAGGUAUUACCUCAUUUGGAAAGCCUUGGGAAACAUGAAAAAGUUUUGAACAAAAUGUCAACUUUUCGAAAUCACUGUCCACAUUUGGAUUCAGUUGGUGAAAUAACAAAAGAAGAUUUAAUACAAAAAUCUCAUGGCACUUGUCAAGAUUGUAAAGUCAGAGGACCAAAUCUUUGGGCAUGCCUGGAGGAUAGAUGUUCUUAUGUUGGCUGUGGAGAGUCACAAGUAGAUCAUAGCACCAUACAUUCUCAGGAGACAAAGCAUUAUCUAACUGUGAACCUUACCACUCUUCGAGUAUGGUGUUAUGCUUGCAGCAAGGAAGUAUUUUUGGAGAGGAAAUUAGGAACUCAACCUUCAUUGCCUUCUGUAAGACAGCUACACCAAACACAAGAAAACAGUGUUCAGGAUUUUAAAAUACCCAGUAACACAACAUUAAAAACUCCUCUGGUUGCUGUAUUUGAUGAUCUGGACAUAGAAGUUGAAGAAGAUGAACGGAAAGCAAGAGGUCUUACAGGUUUGAAGAAUAUUGGAAAUACUUGUUACAUGAAUGCAGCUUUGCAGGCUCUUUCUAAUUGCCCACCUUUGACACAGUUCUUUCUUGAUUGUGGAGGACUAGCUCGAACAGAUAAGAAACCAGCCAUUUGUAAAAGUUAUCUCAAGUUGAUGUCAGAAUUAUGGCACAAAAGCAGGCCUGGAUCUGUUGUGCCCACUAAUCUGUUCCAAGGAAUCAAAACUGUAAAUCCAACAUUUAGAGGAUAUUCACAGCAGGAUGCUCAAGAAUUCCUUCGAUGUUUAAUGGAUCUUCUCCAUGAAGAAUUGAAGGAGCAGAUCAUGGAAAUAGAGGAUGAUUCUCAAACUAUAAAUACUGAGGAGACCAUGGAAGAAGAUAAGAGCCAGUCAGAUUUGGAUUUUCAGUCCUGUGAAUCUUGUAGCAGCAGUGAUAAAGCAGAAAAUGAAAAUGGUUCUAGAGGCUUUUCUGAAGAUAAUAAUGAAACAACAAUGUUGAUUCAGGAUGAUGAUAACAACUCAGAAAUUUCAAAGGAUUGGCAAAAAGAGAAGAUGUACAAUAAGAUUAAUAAAAUGAAUUCUGAAGGGGAAUUAGAUAAAGAUAGAGACUCUGUGUCUGAAACAGUCGAUCUGAACCAGGAAACUGUCAAAGUGCAAAUACACAGCCGAGUUUCAGAAUGCAUUACUGAUGUCCAUCUGAAUGACCUGUCUACACCACAGAUCCCAUCAAAUGAAAGUGUUAAUCCACGUUUAUCAGCAAGCCCUCCUAAAUCUGGCAAUUUGUGGCCUGGUUUGGCACCCACACACAAAAAAGCUCAAUCUGCCUCAUCUCCAAAGAGGAAAAAACAGCAUAAGAAAUACCGAAGUGUCAUAUCAGACAUCUUUGAUGGAACAAUUAUUAGUUCAGUACAGUGUUUGACUUGUGACAGGGUAUCUGUAACCCUGGAGACCUUUCAAGAUCUGUCCUUGCCAAUCCCUGGCAAGGAAGACCUUGCUAAGCUGCAUUCCUCAAGUCAUCCAACUUCCAUAGUCAAAGCAGGAUCAUGUGGGGAGGCGUAUGCUCCACAAGGCUGGAUAGCGUUUUUCAUGGAAUAUGUGAAAAGGUUUGUUGUCUCAUGUGUCCCUAGCUGGUUUUGGGGUCCAAUAGUAACCUUGCAAGAUUGUCUUGCUGCUUUCUUCGCCAGAGAUGAAUUAAAAGGUGACAAUAUGUACAGUUGUGAGAAAUGCAAAAAGUUGAGGAAUGGAGUAAAGUUUUGUAAAGUACAAAAAUUUCCUGAGAUUUUAUGCAUCCACCUUAAAAGAUUCAGACAUGAACUGAUGUUUUCCACCAAAAUCAGUACUCAUGUUUCAUUUCCACUGGAGGGUUUGGAUCUCCAGCCGUUUCUUGCUAAAGAUAGUCCAGCUCAGAUUGUUACUUAUGAUCUUUUGUCAGUGAUUUGUCAUCAUGGAACUGCAAGCAGUGGGCAUUAUAUUGCCUAUUGUCGAAACAAUUUAAAUAAGCUAUGGUAUGAAUUUGAUGAUCAAAGUGUCACUGAAGUUUCAGAAUCUACUGUACAAGGUGCAGAGGCUUAUGUUCUUUUCUACAGGAAGAGCAGUGAAGAAGCACAGAAAGAGAGGCGAAGGAUAUCCAAUUUGUUGAACAUGAUGGAACCAAGUCUCCUUCAGUUUUAUAUUUCUCGACAGUGGCUAAAUAAAUUUAAGACCUUUGCUGAACCUGGCCCUAUUUCAAAUAAUGAUUUUCUCUGUAUUCAUGGAGGUGUUCCUCCACGAAAAGCUAGUUAUAUUGAAGACUUGGUAUUGAUGCUGCCUCAGAACAUUUGGGAUAACCUAUAUAGCAGAUAUGGAGGAGGACCAGCUGUCAACCAUCUGUAUAUUUGUCACACAUGUCAAAUUGAGGCAGAGAAAAUUGAAAAAAGAAGAAAAACUGAAUUAGAAAUUUUUAUUCGGCUCAACAGAGCAUUCCAAGAAGAAGACUCUCCUGCUACUUUUUAUUGCAUCAGUAUGCAGUGGUUUAGAGAGUGGGAGAGUUUUGUGAAGGGUAAAGAUGGAGAUCCUCCAGGUCCUAUUGACAAUACUAAAAUCGCAGUCACUAAAUGUGGCAAUGUGAUGCUCAGGCAAGGAGCAGAUUCUGGUCAGAUUUCUGAAGAAACAUGGAAUUUCCUACAGUCAAUAUAUGGUGGAGGGCCUGAAGUGAUCCUCCGUCCUCCUGUUGUUCAUGUUGACCCAGAUAUACUACAAGCUGAAGAAAAAAUUGAAGUAGAAACUCGGUCAUUGUAAUUUUGAAGAUACAGAGUUCUAAUGAUAAAUUGUUUUCACAUCCCAUGACAUAUACACAUGCAAAAACAUUCCAAAAAGCACGUUUAUUGUCUUGAUUUUCUAAUCUUUUAUCUCAUUUCUUGUUACUGGGCAUUAUCAAAGAAUGUGUUAAAAUGUAUAAAGUACUAUAAUAUAUAGGUUGCUAUAUUUAAUGUUAAAUAACCAUAAACUCGGUGUAAUAUUUUUGAAAGGGAUACCUGUGAUCACUUGGUAAUCAGUAGCUUAUUUUUGAUCUUUAUACUACAUGCAAAUCCAUAGUAUUCUUUGUAGUGUUGUAAAUAUUUUUGCUUUGAAAACUUUUUCAUUAACCUGAACUAUCAUAACUCUGACCAAUAUUUUCACUUCUAAAAAUCUUAAUUUAAUUGUACAGUUUUGACAUGGCUUCAUAUAAUAACAAGCCUAUUUUAAAUUAAGAGUUGUAGUCAGAAAAAUGUUAAUUUAUUAAAGCUCAGGAAACAUUAGGAUGUCACUUAUUUUGCACUGCAGCAUAUAAACUAGCAUUAGUAUUUACAAAAUGUCUUUUUGAAUGUAUCAAGGAUGUAUUUAGUUUGAAUUUUGUGUCAGCAAAUAUAACUUAUUGCCUCUUAUAAUGUAAAAUGUUGAACUUCAAUUCCUAUAACCUGAAAUGUAUUCAUUAAUAUCAGUAAAUGACUUAGAGAUAGUAAUUAGGGCACUUUUUAUUUUGAGAGCAUGAAGUAUGGAAUGUGUCAAUGAAAUUGUUGAUAAAGCUGCAACCACUUGCAAAUGAUUCUUUUAAUUGAUGAAUAGUUUUUUUAAAUAUAAUUUUCCCUGCUACUUGCUAUGUGAUGUCAAAAAUUUAAUUAUAUUCUAAGUACAGAACCAAAUUGGAUUACUUUUGAGAAUGUUGAGAAGCAUUCAUGAUUGCUUUGUUUUGGUUUGAGGCAGCUGCCACAGCUAAAACAGUUAAAAUUAGUUGAAUAAAAUGAUUUUAAAAUGUAGAAGUUGGAUAUUUGAUUUAUUUGUUAGAUAUUAAAGGUAGAGGGUUUGUAGCUGGAGAGAUAGCAUAGUGGAUAGGGUGCUUUCCUUGGCUGUGGCCAACCCAGGUUCAAUCCCUAGCAUUUUAUCUGGUUCCUUGAGCACUGCCAGGAGUAUUCCUGAGAGCACAGGCAGGAGUAACCGAGCACAGCGAGGUAUGGCUCAAAAGUUUGUUAAUAAUGUCUCUCCAUUAUUAAUUUGAAGUAGAGAAAAUAAUUUGUUUGAUGCAGUAAAACUUAGAUGUUUAAUAAAAUGAUAAGCUUAUUAAUGAGCUACUUAGGUUUAUCUAAAUUUAAGUAUAUAUUUUUAUAUAUGAAAUAUAAAUUGUGUCUGAAAGAGAUAGGGUUCAUAUCUUGGCACGUGUAAGGCUCUGAGAUCAAUUUCCCAGCACCACAUGAUCCCCUAACCACUGAGAAUCCUUAGGUGUUCCCCUGCUGGCCUCUAGCACAUUAGGCCUACGUAACACUGCAUCACAGAGCUGAAAACCCAACCUAUAGGCCCACACAAACAGGCUGAAGUAGCUGGGAGUAGCCCCUGGACCUUAAGCACAGCUGGAAAGGACCCCCUCACUGCCAAGUGGAACUGUCAGGAAUUCCCCAGUUCAUGAUCUCCAGUGCACUGCAACCAAGUAGGACCCCAGAUAUUGCAACAAGGAUAUUAAAGAGAUGGGCAGAGGAAGAUACCUAGCACCUAUCCUAUGUAUAUUACAUAUAGAGUCUUCAUAGGAAGAUACAUAGAGUAUCUUGUUUUCCUCUGAGUUCUGUUUCCCCACCAAUUACUUUAAAAAGGGGUUUUCAAGACUUUCCUCAUUGCUUUGUUUGUUUUUUGGGUCAUACCCGGCUAUGCACAGGGGUUACUCCUGGCUUUGCACUCAGGAAUUACUCCUGGCGGUGCUUGGGGGACCAUAUGGGAUGCUGGGAAUCAAACCCGGGUUUGCCGCGUGCAAGGCAAACGCCCUAUCCGCUGUAUUAUCGUUCCAGCCCUUCACUGCAUUUUUUGAGGGGGGGUCAGAGGGAAACUGAGAUGUGCUCAAGACUUACUCCUGACUCUGCUCAGGGAUCCUUCUUGUCAGUGCUCAAGGAACCCCAUCCUUUUAAUUUUUUUUUUAAAGAUUUGCAAAUAAGACUGCCUAUCUGGUGCCAAGGACUGAACCCACCUCCGCCUUGUGUGUGCAAGGCAAGUAAGUACACUAUCCAGCCCAGUGUGUUAAUUUUUCCAAGAAAAAGGAAACUCCUCUUUGUCUUAGACGAUUAAAGAUUUAUAUAAGGUGGUAUAUACUAGACACUGAAUUUUGGUUUCUUUUGCUUUGCUUUGUGGGGUCACAUCUAGUAGUAAUCAGGGCUUCUGACUCUUUACUCAGGGAUCAGUCCCAGGGGGCUCAGGGACCUUAAGGGAUGCUGCGGAUGGAACCCGGGUUGACCAUGUGCCAGGCAACUACCCUACUGGCUGUACCUCUCCAGCCUUAUGUGCUUUGUUUCUGAAGGGAAUUGGAGAUAAUACAUUUGAGUGCCAGUAUGUGUCUCCAAGUUGUUUUAAGUCUGGGCCAGAAUUAUCUCUGGUUUUUCUGCUGGGUCAGGAUUACCUCUGGUUUUAUUUCUAGAUGGGAACUCAAAGAGUGCUGGGGCCAGGCUCUCAGCACUGCAGGGUAGAAGCAGACCUGCUGUCCUUCCUUGCUACUGACUUCUUUUUAAGUGUUUAAUGAAUUUCUUUUCACACAUUAUAGACUUGUCCAUUGGCUCACUGGUAUUCACAUUCUGGGAAGCAAACCAUCCUACAGAUGCUUGGUUUGUAUUUAGUCUGCUGGUGUGUUUAAUUCCAAAAGUGAUUUUUAAAGCCAAUGUUUUAAAAUUUUAUUUUUGGGCCUACACUAGCUGUGCUCUUUUAGACCUGGCUCUGUGCUCAGGACAUAAUCUUGGCAGUGGGGGACCAUAUGUAGUGCUAGGGAUUGAACUUUGGUCAGCUGCGUGCAAAGCAAAUGCUUUACUUGCACUACUCUCUCCAGCUUACCUAAUUUUUUUUUUUUUUAAUGCUGUAAUAAGUGUAAGGUUUGCUAUGGACCAAAUGGCAGCCUGCUGAUGAGAUAGCGACAUUCUGGGAAUCAAAGAGCACCUAGGAAGAUAGGGUUUAAGGCCCAUCUGGUAGCCUCCAGGCUACAUUCCAUGCUUCCUUACCAAGCAUAGCACUCCCACUAGUCUUUGUUCUCUUUCCUGCCCAAGACAACUUAAAAUCCUGCUUAGCUUUUCCCAGGGCAGAACUACCCCAACCUCACCAGACGGCUGCUUGGGAGUGUGCCCUAAUAAACUAUUUCUUCACUUUA